Molecule: messenger RNA, 198 nt
Organism: Mesorhabditis spiculigera
Lineage: Eukaryota; Metazoa; Nematoda; Chromadorea; Rhabditida; Rhabditidae
Source: the annotation of a GenBank genome assembly
AUGCAAACGAUCGAACAGCCCGCCCCCGCUACGCCACACACCUCUGAACGUCGGAAGACGUCUGCAGCCGAGGUCGGCGCCCAGACGCCCUGCCCAAGUUCCACCGAUUUGGGCAGUCACUCGGCUCCGGCGUUGGCGACCAGCACUUCCGGUGACGUCUCUCCGCCAAACCCGAAUCGAAGCCACAAUUCUUCGGCU